CCGUCAACUGCCGUGCCGUCUGCUCAAGUGCCCAAUAAUAAUACCUAGUAAUAAUAAUAGUAAUAACGAUACUCUCCGUUGGUGUCCGUCUGYGAUCGUAUUUCGCCCGCGUGUUUUUUUCAUUAAAUCAUUUAUUCAAGUUUUAUAUAAUCACCUGUGGAUUUAUGGUACGUAUUAUGUACAUAUUUUCCAUUGCCGUGAUUGCAUACUUACAUGAAUAAUAAAUAUAUACCGUUGGCUAACAUAAUAUAGUAACACACAUACGAGUAUAACGCUACCAGCGAAAUUGUCAACAGGUAUACAGCUGCAAUAACAGUGACGAAUGGUGGUCAACGAGUAACCCAGCUGCAGACGAUGGAUAUGGUUCAGUUUCGUCAUCAUCAUCAUCAGCAGCAGCAUCAGCAGCAACAGCUGCACYACCACCAGUCAUUCGAUGCACAUCAUCAGGGUCAUCUGGGUGCAGCAGUGGCGAUCACCGACUACGGUUGCGUGAACCUGGGAAAUUCCGACGGMAAGGGCGAAACGCCGUCGCGGCACGGCUCGUACUGGCAGUGGCAACACUCGUCGGACGGUUCGUCAUCAGAGGGGUUCAAUCACGGGCAGCGAGCAUUCCUCGAUGACUCCGUGGACCACGGCUGCUGGGACGCGACUGCCAGCUGUGGUAGUCCGCCACUGCCWUCGACCAGACUGUCCAGACUACCGCCGGCAGACGGCGAAUGCUCGUUCACCGGUCAUCUGCAGCUACUGCAGCCACUGACKUCCAGGCACAGCGAUCGAUGGAAUCGUUCCUAUUUCAGACAAUCAUCAAAUGAUUACAUACCAACAAAACCUAACAGCAAAGAGUCAAYAUCUCCUACGGUAGCAAGAAAAAGACGUUUAGCAGCUAAUGCGAGGGAACGUAGACGCAUGAAUGGCUUAAAUGAAGCAUUUGAUAGACUCAGAGAAGCUAUACCAAUGUCCAUAGAAGAUGAACACAAAUUAUCAAAAUAUGAAACGCUACAAAUGGCUCAAAGUUAUAUAACAGCGUUAUGCAACUUACUAAAUCAAGCUCAUAAAUAAAAUAUAAUUUAUUAGUUAUUACUGAAUUGUCAAUUUUUUUUACACAUAAAAUGUUUUCUAGUCAC
Messenger RNA from Diuraphis noxia (Russian wheat aphid), 1124 nucleotides. RefSeq lists its product as uncharacterized. Gene Ontology annotation, cellular component: nucleus. Lineage: Eukaryota; Metazoa; Arthropoda; Insecta; Hemiptera; Aphididae. Gene Ontology annotation, biological process: positive regulation of transcription by RNA polymerase II; sensory organ development; axon development. Gene Ontology annotation, molecular function: E-box binding; protein dimerization activity; DNA-binding transcription factor activity, RNA polymerase II-specific. The record is from RefSeq and is a predicted model, not a curated record.